Brassicogethes aeneus is the source of this 1512-nucleotide messenger RNA. The record is from the annotation of a GenBank genome assembly. Lineage: Eukaryota; Metazoa; Arthropoda; Insecta; Coleoptera; Nitidulidae.
AUGGAUUCGGAGGAAGAAACGUACGACGAUGUGGAUUCUGGCAAUGAAUCGAGCGGAGACGAUGUCGAUUUUGCUAUGGAAGUCGAGGUAACUGGUCACAGAGAAAAACAAACAGACUCUGAUGAUUACCCAUACGAAGUAUUUAGCACUGAGGAAAUCGUACAACACAUGGUAGACUCCAUUAAAGAUGUUAAUUCUGUUGUCGAAAUUUCCAAAACUACGACUAGGAUAUUACUGAAUCAUUUCCGAUGGGACAAGGAAAAGUUGAUGGAGAGAUUCUACGAUGGGGACCAAGAUCAACUGUUUUCCGAGGCGAGAGUCAUAAACCCAUUUAAACAAAUGAACAUUAGCACUAAAACCAAGGUGGAAAAGAAAUCGAGUAAUGGCACUGAGGAGUGCGAGAUUUGUUUCAUGGUUCUUCCCUAUUCUCAUAUGACUGGCUUGGAAUGUGGACACCGAUUUUGCACUCACUGCUGGUGCGAAUACCUAACCACCAAAAUAAUGGAGGAGGGUGUGGGGCAAACAAUUGCCUGUGCAGCUCACGGAUGUGACAUUUUAGUCGAUGAUGCUAGUGUGAUGAGAUUAGUAAGGGAUUCCAAAGUUAGACUGAAAUAUCAACACUUAAUAACCAAUAGCUUUGUAGAGUGUAACCGCUUACUGAGAUGGUGUCCUUCCCCGGACUGCAGCAACGCGAUUAAAGUGCAAUACGUGGAACCGCACCGUGUGACUUGCAAGUGCACCCACACGUUUUGCUUCGCUUGCGGCGAAAACUGGCACGACCCCGUCAAGUGCCAUCUGCUGAAGAAGUGGAUCAAAAAGUGCGACGACGAUUCAGAGACCAGCAAUUGGAUAGCGGCCAACACGAAGGAGUGCCCCAGGUGCAAUGUGACCAUCGAAAAGGACGGCGGUUGCAACCACAUGGUUUGCAAGAAUCAAAAUUGCAAGGCGGAUUUUUGCUGGGUGUGCUUGGGCCCGUGGGAGCCCCACGGCAGCUCGUGGUACAAUUGCAACAGGUACGACGAGGACGAAGCGAAGGCGGCACGGGAUGCGCAGGAAAGGUCCCGCUCCGCGCUGCAGAGAUACCUGUUCUACUGCAACAGGUACAUGAACCACAUGGCGUCCUUGAAGUUCGAGCACAAGCUCUACGCCUCGGUCAAGGACAAGAUGGAGGAGAUGCAGCAGCACAACAUGAGCUGGAUCGAGGUGCAAUUCCUCAAAAGGGCCGUCGACAUCUUGUGUCAGUGCAGACAGACGCUCAUGUACACCUACGUGUUUGCUUACUACCUGCUGAAAAAUAACCAGUCUGUGAUUUUCGAAGAAAACCAAAAAGACCUUGAAGGUGCUACUGAAACUCUUUCAGAAUAUUUGGAGAGGGAUAUUACGUCUGAGAACCUUGCAGAUAUUAAACAAAAAGUUCAGGACAAAUACAGGUAUUGUGAUGGCCGCAGGAAGGUACUGUUAGAGCAUGUGCACGAGGGUUACGAAAAGGAAUGGUGGGACUACAAUGAAUAA